AUGUUACCUUUGGUCCAUUCUGAAAGGAGUAGGACUUUCUCCCCACCUCCCCUAGGAAAUUGGCUACUCCCUGUCUCUAGAAAAGGUCUAUGUGUCUCCCACUAUGAUAGGGUACUGAGUGAGGUACUGGAGAUCAAGGCAGAUCAACAGAACUCCCUUUUCUUGCAGAGUUUUCAAAGGGCCCUGGGACUUAAGAAGAUGGUGGACAGGUGGCAAAAUUCACACACUCACUGUCUGUGGCAGAUGACAUUAAACCAGAGGAGAAACCCAUAUGCCAUCCUAAGGAUGCAGGACACUAUGGUGCAGGAGUUGGCACUGGCCAACAAGCAAUUACUGAUGGUCCGUCAAGCUGCCCUGCACCAGCUGUUUGAAAAGGAGCAUCGGCAGUACCAACAGGAACUAAAUCAGAUGGGCAAAGCUUUUUAUGUGGAGAGACUCUAAUGGCAUUUGAAACAUUGUCCUUCCAUUCUCACCAUACCUGCUAACCUAGAUUUCUUGAGCCCCACCACCUUCAACUUCCUUCCCAAAACUCACCUGGAUCUAGUUAUGUGCCCAGGACUCCAGACAGUGCUCCAACUCUCACCUCUCGGGCCCCUGUCAACCCCCUGGUGCUAUAGGGGAAACAAUCUAUGAAACAAUGGUAAAAACAAGAGUGACGCCUUGUGGUCAGAGUGACAUAUGCAGUGUUGAU
Messenger RNA from Balaenoptera ricei (Rice's whale), 691 nucleotides. RefSeq names its product cilia and flagella associated protein 141 (gene CFAP141). Lineage: Eukaryota; Metazoa; Chordata; Mammalia; Artiodactyla; Balaenopteridae. The record is from RefSeq and is a predicted model, not a curated record.